Messenger RNA from Morchella importuna, 225 nucleotides. RefSeq lists its product as uncharacterized. The coding region runs from base 1 to 225 and encodes 74 amino acids. Lineage: Eukaryota; Fungi; Ascomycota; Pezizomycetes; Pezizales; Morchellaceae. The transcript has 4 exons. The record is from RefSeq and is a predicted model, not a curated record.
AUGGUUAUCGCAUCGCUCGGUAGUACUGAUGCCAUACACAUGGUCCCGCAGUUCUUCGGGCAUGAUAAUCAAUCUCAAAGAUACCACACUCAACAUCUUUGGUGUUGCCUUAUUCUGGUAAUCACUGACUAUGGUCAUAGGUUGGCGCAGUAUAUCUACCAUAUUCUUCAGAUCCAUCGAGGGAGCAGCACAAACACCCUUGGGAAAGUUACAAUAGAGGGGUGA